This is a messenger RNA of Eutrema salsugineum, 1434 nucleotides long. RefSeq names its product isocitrate dehydrogenase [NAD] regulatory subunit 1, mitochondrial. Gene Ontology annotation, cellular component: mitochondrion. The transcript is spliced from 4 exons. Gene Ontology annotation, molecular function: isocitrate dehydrogenase (NAD+) activity. The record is from RefSeq and is a predicted model, not a curated record. NCBI's taxonomy places the organism in Eukaryota, Viridiplantae, Streptophyta, Magnoliopsida, Brassicales, Brassicaceae. Gene Ontology annotation, biological process: isocitrate metabolic process; tricarboxylic acid cycle. The coding region runs from base 76 to 1179 and encodes 367 amino acids.
UCGUCCUCCUCCAGCUCCAAAGGCCAAAAGGCGCAUCAGUCUUCUUCCAGAUUCAAACAAUCUUGCAGCGAAAAGAUGUCUCGCCGAUCGCUGACUCUCUUGAAGAAUCUAGCUAGAAGCGCGAAUGGUUCAGCUAUCCAGACCCGAUCCGUGACUUACAUGCCCAGACCCGGCGAUGGAGCACCACGCGCCGUGACGCUGAUUCCCGGCGACGGGAUCGGUCCGCUGGUGACGAACGCCGUGGAGCAGGUGAUGGAAGCGAUGCACGCGCCGAUCUACUUCGAGAAGUACGAUGUGCACGGAGAAAUGAGCCGUAUGCCACCGGAAGUGAUGGAGUCGAUACGGAAGAACAAAGUUUGCUUGAAAGGUGGGCUCAAGACUCCAGUCGGUGGUGGUGUGAGCUCGCUCAACGUGCAGCUCAGAAAGGAGCUUGACCUCUUUGCUUCUCUGGUCAACUGCUUCAAUUUGCCUGGUUUACCAACUCGCCACGAAAACGUUGACAUCGUUGUGAUUAGAGAGAACACCGAAGGCGAGUAUGCUGGGCUCGAGCACGAGGUUGUUCCUGGUGUCGUCGAGAGCCUUAAGGUGAUCACGAAGUUCUGUUCGGAGCGUAUAGCAAAGUAUGCUUUUGAGUAUGCAUACCUUAACAACAGGAAGAAAGUGACAGCAGUUCACAAGGCUAACAUCAUGAAACUUGCAGAUGGGUUGUUCUUGGAAUCUUGUCGAGAAGUUGCUAAAAAGUAUCCAAGCAUCACCUACAAUGAAAUUAUUGUCGAUAACUGCUGCAUGCAGCUUGUAGCGAAACCUGAGCAAUUCGACGUCAUGGUAACGCCCAAUCUCUACGGUAACUUAGUUGCAAACACUGCUGCUGGUAUCGCUGGAGGCACAGGAGUCAUGCCUGGAGGAAAUGUUGGGGCUGACCAUGCGGUCUUUGAGCAAGGUGCUUCGGCAGGAAAUGUCGGGAAAGACAAGAUAGUAAGGGAAAACAAAGCAAACCCAGUGGCGUUGCUUCUCUCGUCAGCGAUGAUGCUUAGACACCUUCAGUUUCCUUCGUUCGCUGACCGGCUUGAAACAGCAGUGAAAAGAGUCAUCUCUGAAGGAAAGUGCCGGACUAAAGAUCUUGGUGGACAAAGCACUACUCAAGAGGUCGUUGAUGCGGUCAUUGCAAAUCUAGAGUGACUUUGACAAAUUUACUUUGGUCUCUCUCUCUCUCUCUCUCAAAUUCCUGCUACAGAUUUUCUGUAGCCGAAAUAUAUAUGGGUAUGAUCCACGGUGUCUGGUUUUGUACCUUUGAGUCUCAUUUAUUCUUUAAACGUAACUCCUCGAAACUUUCAAUCAGAUUUUUGUAUUCCAAAUAACUCAUGUUGUUACGCUUGUUGGGUUUCGCCGUCUCAAAAUUAUUGAGAAUUGAAUAAAAAUUGGUUGGGUUUAAAA